ACCAUAUCCUGCCAUGUUGGUUGGUCCAGGAAGUGCUAUCGAAGUGGAUACAUCUUGUUGUAGAGUGAAUGCAUUUUUGGUAUUCAAUACCCUACAUAUAACUGUAAUAUCUAAGACUUAUUGAAGUUUGGGUGGUUUCAAGCUCUUUACAUACAACUGCUGUAAGAACGUGCAUUAGGAUGGCUUCUUUGACGCAGAGAAGUUCGGGCCUGGUGCAGAGGAGGACCGAGGCCACCCGGAAUGCAGCUGCCGAUAAGGACAGAGUGCCUGGCGAAGAGGAUGAAGAGCAGCGACGCGGAGAGGAGGAGGAAGACGACCAGGGAGAUUCAAAAGAAACCAGACUUACGUUGAUGGAAGAAGUUUUGCUGUUAGGAUUAAAAGAUAGAGAGGGCUAUACAUCUUUCUGGAAUGACUGCAUCUCGUCAGGGCUGCGCGGCUGUAUGUUGAUCGAGUUGGCUCUAAGGGGACGGCUACAGCUCGAGGCCUGCGGCUUACGGAGGAAAAGCCUUCUGGCUCGGAAGGUGAUAUUCAAGUCUGACUCGCCCACGGGAGACAUGCUGCUGGACGAGGCGCUGAAGCACAUCAAGGAGACCCAGCCUCCUGAGACUGUCCAGGGCUGGAUAGAGCUGCUGAGUGGAGAGACUUGGAACCCCCUGAAACUGCACUACCAGCUGAGGAACGUGCGUGAGCGUCUGGCCAAGAACCUGGUGGAGAAGGGCGUGCUCACCACGGAGAAGCAGAACUUCCUGCUCUUUGACAUGACCACCCACCCGCUCACCAACAACACCAUCAAGCAGCGCCUGGUCCGCAAGGUCCAGGAAUCGGUGUUGGAGAAGUGGGUGAACGACCCCCAGCGCAUGGACAAGCGGGUCCUGGCACUGAUCCUCCUGGCCCACUCGUCAGACGUGCUGGAGAACGUGUUUGCCCCCCUGCUGGACGAGCAGUACGACCUGGCCAUGAAGAGAGUGAGGCUGCUACUGGAGCUGGAGCCCGAGGCAGAGAGCGCCAAGCCCAAUGCUAACGAGCUCAUGUGGGCCGUGGUGGCGGCCUUCACUAAAUGAUGUUUGUCUGAGCCUGGAACUGAUGACCUGCUGGCUGGGGAAGCUGGACUGGUCCUGGUUGUAAAUCACAUGCUGGCGCUAGAACGCUAGACCAAUCAUAAACACUGAUACGGACUGCAGUAUCCAUAACCCUCUGUGAUGGCUGCCGUGCCACACUGCCAUGAUUGGCUGAUAAUGAUGGUGGAGGGAGGUUACAGUGACGAUGAUGACGAUGAUGAUGAUGACGACAAUGUAGUGGUCAGGAUCCUGGCUUCAAGGGUCAUGAGUGACCUCUCUGUGGGUGUCACUGUCUUGACCUUCAAGAUGUGGAUUCUGUAGCUGGGACGCGUGUCUGUAGCUGGGACGUGUGUCUGUAGCUGGGACGCGUGUCUGUAGCUGGGACGCGUGUCUGUAGCUGGGACGCGUGUCUGUAGCUGGGACGCGUGUCUGUAGCUGGGACGCGUGUCUGUAGCUGGGACGCGUGUCUGUGUUCCAUCAAGCAGAUGAUAGCCAGUCUAUAGAAUAUCCUACAUGACCAUUGUUGUUAGUUUUUUUUUUUUUUUUAUAACUUUCUGACACUUUGAGAAAGGUGUGUUAUUAGGCAUGGGUGAUUCUGUUGUAAAUUAUAGUUAAUGCUUAGUCUUUGUCUCUAAGCUGUUUUGCACUUUGGGCAAAUUUUCAUGUUGAGAUGGGUUCAUGGCUGGUUGAUGACCUUGUUUGUACAAUUGAAAUAUACAGGGUUUAAGACUAAUCUAGGCUUAUUUCUGAUCACCAUGGUUUCCACGACACCAAAUAAUACUCUCACACGUGUGAUCCAACUUUGACAGUCCUGUGGUAGACUCUGUGGUGGCUGCUCCACAUGCAGGCCUCCUCUGCUUUAAUCACCACUGUCAGCUACCGCCUGUCCUGUAACCCUGUGGUCAGAUCAAACUUGGGGAAAGUGGGCUCGGAAAGUGGAACAAAAUGGUGUGAACUAACCCCCCCCCCUCCCCCCUCUGAAAUAUCUUGUGUUUUCAGCCAUAUUUAUGUUUUACUUUCUACUAACACCGUUUUUACUGCUUUCAUGUCCAUGAUCCAGAAAACAUCCCCCAGAAGUAGCUUCUUUUGUACGCCAUUCUCUGUUCAUGUGUUUGGUCCGGCGGUGUCUGCUGCUCUGUGGACUGCUCUGCUCUGCUCCAGUGCUGCACACAGGAGACCGCUGUGAUGACAAUACAGUGUAGAUAGUCUACCAGUGAGGCAUGAUGACAAGUCCCAGCAUGCUCCAGCAGAAGCUGCCGUCCCUCUGGUGGAGGCCUGUACCAGUAUGGUGAUGUGAUAUUAAAGGGAUUUCUGUACCCCUCUGUCUGCUUUUAUGUGACCACACAAUAAAGAGUGGAUCAUUGAAGUGCCUGAAUUCAG
Messenger RNA from Hypomesus transpacificus, 2438 nucleotides. It is a transcript of the gene golph3b, whose product is annotated as golgi phosphoprotein 3b. The transcript has 4 exons. Gene Ontology annotation, biological process: Golgi vesicle budding; Golgi organization; retrograde vesicle-mediated transport, Golgi to endoplasmic reticulum. The coding region runs from base 180 to 1061 and encodes 293 amino acids. NCBI's taxonomy places the organism in Eukaryota, Metazoa, Chordata, Actinopteri, Osmeriformes, Osmeridae. The record is from RefSeq and is a predicted model, not a curated record. Gene Ontology annotation, molecular function: phosphatidylinositol-4-phosphate binding. Gene Ontology annotation, cellular component: trans-Golgi network; cytosol; Golgi cisterna.